This is a messenger RNA of Caenorhabditis remanei, 705 nucleotides long. RefSeq lists its product as uncharacterized. Gene Ontology annotation, cellular component: EMC complex; membrane. Gene Ontology annotation, biological process: protein folding in endoplasmic reticulum. The transcript is spliced from 3 exons. The record is from RefSeq and is a predicted model, not a curated record. Lineage: Eukaryota; Metazoa; Nematoda; Chromadorea; Rhabditida; Rhabditidae. Bases 1 to 705 code for a protein of 234 amino acids.
AUGACAGACUUGUUACUUGAUCCAGCUAUCAGAACUUGGGUUUUCUUGCCGAUCGUUGUUAUAACGUUUUUCAUUGGAAUUCUCAGACAUUAUGUAUCCCUCCUUCUUAUGAACAAAAAGAAGGUAGAGCUCGAAAAUAUAGCCGACGGGCAAUAUCUUCUUCGAGCACGUCUUCUGAGAGAAAAUGGGAGGUUCCUCCCAAAAACUUCCUUCAAUGCAAGAAGGCAAUACUUGUGUGCUGAAGAAACUGGAUACUUGUCGAAGGCUCAACAACGACCAGCAAAAGGACCAAACCCGAUGGAUCCAAGUCAAAUGACCGAAAUGUUGAAAGGAAACAUGAUGAACAUGAUACCUAUGAUUGUCGUUGGAGGAUGGAUUAACUGGACGUUCUCCGGAUUCGUUACUACUCGGGUUCCAUUCCCAUUGACUCUCAAGUUCAAAGCCAUGCUUCAAAGAGGUGUUGAUCUUGUUUCACUUGACUCCGCCUGGGUUUCUUCCGCUUCUUGGUACUUCCUCUGUAUGUUCGGUCUCCGUUCAAUCUACACACUAGUACUGGGAAGUGAAAAUGCUGCUGAUCAAAGUAAAGCAAUGGAAGACCAAAUGGCGAUGACUGGCUCAGCAGUGAAUCCACAAGCAGACCCACGUGCAGCUUUCAAAGGAGAAUGGGAAGCUCUCCAAAUGACCCAACACCAAUUCGCUCUUUAA